This is a messenger RNA of Lingula anatina, 902 nucleotides long. RefSeq lists its product as uncharacterized. Lineage: Eukaryota; Metazoa; Brachiopoda; Lingulata; Lingulida; Lingulidae. The record is from RefSeq and is a predicted model, not a curated record.
GACACAUACCACGCACUCUCACACUGUAAUACUAUAAAAACCGAUGAGAUUCUGUGGCGAUUCACUCCAUAUAUUCAUACGGGCAGCAAGCAAUUAUGAAGGUUUUGUUACUUGUACUUGUUGCCGCCUUUGUUGGUGCCCAGGCCGAUUUCGUUCGCCUGAAUCUGGACAAUGAGAUUUCGGCUCUCGUGAGUGAAAUCAACUCACCACGUCAUAUUCGUGAUACUAACCCAAUUGCAAGGGCAACUCAGACUGUUCUUGGACAGCAGCUGGAGGAAAAACUGAAUGAUGUUACCGAUAAGAUAAACGAAGCCCUAGAGAAAACGCACCACGUCAGCAAGGCUCUCCUUGAACAGGCCCAAGAGCUGACUGAGCAGCUUAAGGCACUUGGUGGCAAGUACCUGGCCGAUGCCAAGGCCAUUUUGAGCAGUCUGAAAGAUAAGCUCUCUGGUUUCACUGGCUGGGUGGCCGGGAUUUUCGGCAAGCGUGAUCUCUUUGAAAACUUCGAGCAAGAACUCCUCGAUGAGACCGUCGCCCUGGUUCUAGCUGACCGUGGUGUUCUUGACUGGUGGGCGAAUUUGAAGGACUCUUUGUCUAAACUCCUAGGACGUUUUGGUUCCAAAUUCAGUGACCUUUCAGCUUUUGUGCAGCAGUACGCAGGAGACCUGUGGGGAAAAGUGCGGGGACACUUCGAUAACGUCAAACUUGUUGCACAAGAGUACCUUGAGCACGCUAAGAAUGCUAGCUUGGCCGUCACCGAAGAGGUUGUCGAGUUCUUGAGACCCUACAAACAGGAUCUUGGAAGCCUCUGGGGCCAAGUCGUGAAUGCCGCCAAUAACGUCAAACACAUCGCCCUGACAGGGACUACUCCACCCCCUGAACCAGGUACGCGCUUCCUCUAA